Molecule: messenger RNA, 1790 nt
Organism: Talaromyces stipitatus ATCC 10500
Lineage: Eukaryota; Fungi; Ascomycota; Eurotiomycetes; Eurotiales; Trichocomaceae
Product: small nucleolar ribonucleoprotein complex subunit Utp15, putative
Exons: 2
Coding region: 1-1659 (552 amino acids)
Biological process (GO): positive regulation of transcription by RNA polymerase I; rRNA processing
Cellular component (GO): nucleolus
Molecular function (GO): protein binding
Source: RefSeq, a predicted model, not a curated record
AUGCGUCUCAACAUAGUUGCCCGCUUACUGGCCGCAAUGGCUGCGCCAGUCCUCGCUCUCCCUCAAGUCAAGCUCCCGCAGCUGCCAUCGACAAAAUUAACGACCGAACAACUAUACUGGAGAUCGUUCAAAAACCCCCUUCUAGUCUCCUCGCCAUCUAACAACCCGAUCAAUCUCAUUACACAACCCUCCGCCCCAUCCUCGCUAUCUGCAUAUCCUUCUGCCGCCCAACCCCCGGAUGUCUUCACUGUCACAACCGGUGCGCGAGUUCAAAUCUACUCUGUUCGGACUCGGAAGCUCCUAAAAACGAUUACCCGAUUUGAUGACACAGCACGGGGUACCGAUAUUCGACCUGAUGGACGUAUCAUUACAGUUGGCGAUGACACCGGUACUAUACAAGUCUUUGACGUGAAUUCUCGUGCUAUCUUGAAAACAUGGAAAGAUCACAAACAGCCCGUGUGGGUUACAAAAUUUUCUCCUAGCGACCCGACCACACUUCUCAGCACAAGUGACGACCGUACAGUUCGACUAUGGAGUUUACCAAGUGAAAAUAGUGAGCGAACAUUUACGGGACAUACAGAUUAUGUCCGAAGCGGUGCCUUCCUUCCGGGCUCCAUGGCUUCUGCCAGCAUGGUUGUAUCGGGAAGUUAUGAUAAAACAGUGAGACUAUGGGAUCCACGUGUCGACGGUCGCGCUGUGAUGACUUUCCAGAUGAGUGCUGCAAUUGAGAGCGUUCUACCAAUGCCUUCCGGUACGACAGUGCUGGCUUCUGCAGAUAACCAGAUUGCAGUCUUGGAUGUGGUGGGUGGCAAGCCUUUACAUAUGAUUAAGAGUCACCAGAAGACAGUUACAUCACUUUCCCUGGCAUCGAAGGGUGAUCGUGUGGUCAGUGGAGCUUUAGAUGGUCACUUGAAGGUGUUCGAUACGACGGGAUGGUCAGUCGUGGCUGGAUCGAAGUAUCCAUCACCUAUUCUUUCAUUGCGUGUUCUCACAUCCGGCCCUGAAAGGGAAGAUAAGCAUAUCGCUGUUGGUAUGCAAUCCGGCCUUCUCUCAAUCAAGACCCGGCUCUCGGGUGAGCAAAAGAUUCGAGAGCGAGAACGUCAGAAAGAAAUGCAAGCUUUGUUGGAAGGUCGAAUUGAAGAAUACGAUAAAAAGGAGGCAAGGAAAGCUCGUGGACGAGGCUUCGACAAGCGCACACGCGGUCAAGACUUCCUCGGCGAGGGAGUUGAUAUCAUCAUCCAAGGACAAGAUACCAAGAAGAGAAAGAAGGAAUCCGACUGGGAGUCCGCUCUUCGUCAUGCUCAUUACUCUGAAGCUCUAGAUCGAGUAUUAGCCGCUACCGACAAGACCGCACAACUAACACUCAUAACAGCGCUGCGACAUCGUUCGGCUUUAAGAACUGCAUUGAUGAAUCGUGAUGAGGUGACUCUCCAACCCAUCUUAAAAUGGGUUUAUAAGUAUAUCAUGGAACCACGACUUGUCAAUAUCUGCGCUGAAGUUGGGAUGAACAUACUCGAUAUCUACUCCGGUAAUCUCGGUCAAUCAGCAGAUGUGGAUGCGCAAGUUAUUAAACUUCACAAGCGAGUGCGAGAAGAGGUUGACCGAGCGCAACAGGCAUGGCAAACGAAAGGCAUGUUAGAUAUGCUCAAAGUUGCUUGAUGAUAUUGUUCUGAGAAGAAAAACUACAAAAGAAAAGUUUGGAUACCCUCAUGGAAUGGAGUUAGAUUGGCAUGACUGCAUGCGGGUGUUAUAUGUAUAGAAAUUUGAUGAUCGUUGAAUAAGUAAAUUCA